Messenger RNA from Hyaena hyaena (striped hyena), 2167 nucleotides. It is a transcript of the gene DNAAF8, whose product is annotated as dynein axonemal assembly factor 8. Lineage: Eukaryota; Metazoa; Chordata; Mammalia; Carnivora; Hyaenidae. Gene Ontology annotation, cellular component: dynein axonemal particle. The record is from RefSeq and is a predicted model, not a curated record. The transcript has 9 exons. Gene Ontology annotation, molecular function: dynein complex binding.
UUUCAAGAGAGGCAGGACGCGCCAAGUCCCGAAAGAAGAGCGGGGGGAAAAGUGCGGUUGGCAGUCCAGUAAUAUAAGACUCUGGAGAGGGGGGAUUCCAACGGCGGUGACAGCCCCAGUAGUUGCGCCGCGGCCCGAGGGGGCGAUCGGGUCCGGAGGGUCGUACUGGGAACUGUUUAUAGCCCUGUCAGAACUGCGGAGAGAGGGGAGGUAGAGGCCUGAAGGCUGCUUGGAUGAUGGCACGCUGAGCAGCACCCCUGGAGCCUAGGUCCCCAUGGCGUCCCAGGACAAAGAUGAGGAGUCCUCACGUCCCUGGGCCUCCCAGGCAGGGCCGUGGGGUGCCAUCCUUGAGGCUGUCAGGGAGCAGCUCCCAUCUCUGGACUCCGAUUCCUCCUUGUCAGACUGCGGGGCAGAGGAGCUGUUCAUCUUCCAGCGAGAUCACACUGCCCUGAUCCCAGACCUGUCGGAGGAGCUGGCUGAAGACCCUGCCAGGGCCUGGCUUGCUACAGUCCACGGAUCUCCUGAGCCAGGUGUGGUGCCCGUGGAGCCCGGCACAGAGCCCUGGAGAGAGUGGGGCAGAAGAACAGAGGCUCUCGCCUCUCUGCAGGGCGGGGACCCUGGCGGGCCUGUAGAGACCAGUUCUCUUCUCGGGGUGCCCGAGGACACCCCCAAGUGGCAGGAAGGCAACCAUGGGGCUGUGUCGCUCGGCAUCCAGGGGACUCGCCAGAGCCCGCAGGGAGAAGCUACCCUCUGCCUCUGGGAAGGCAACCUAAAAACAGAGCCCCAGAGCACCGCCUCACAAGCCUGGCGGGGCACAGACUACGCAAACCGCAGAGCCCUCCGAAAGGAGCGAAGGAAGAUGAUUGAGAAGGACAUACUCCAUAAGGUCACCUGGGAUGCCCAGGACCCAGCCUGCAGUGACCGAAGUCAAGAGAAGGAGGCAGCGGCAGCUCCGAGACCAGAGAUGCCAGCAGAGGGGCCCCAGGAAGGACGGCUGUUGCUCUCCCUCAAGCAACUUGAAGAGUGGGAUUUGGAUCACAUCCUUCAAAGACUGGCAAGGCAAGAAGAUGACAGGGGAGAUCGCGCACCCGGAGCCACGUGGUGGGCAGCUGACCACCUGGGCCGAGACCACACCCUGCUGAACACCCAGGACAGGCUCAUGGAACAGCUCACCCUCCUGUGUGCCACACAGUCCAGAGCCCCUUCUGCCUGGAAGGCGCCUGCUGACGCACCCCAGGACACCAAGCAGCAGGAGACCAGCAGCAGAACUGCUCCCAUGGAGCCGGGCUGCCAGGCUGAGCUGGGCCAGUCACUGGCUUAGAGCCUGCAGCUACGGCGCCCAGCAGAGCCUCCUACCAUCUUCAUCGAUCUGCGGCCCACGGAGCCAUCGAACCUCGGGUCUUCAGAAAGCUCCAGCUCCUCUGACAGCGAGGAGGAGGAAGAGACCGGGGCUCUCGGAGACCAGCAAGGAGCAGCAGAGCGGGAGCACCAUUCCUCCCGGGGGCUAAGGGACUGUACUGGGAAGAGUCAGCUUCUCCAGCAGCUCAGGGAAUUUCGGAAGGGGACGGCUCAGCCCAAUCUGCCGGCCACUGAGGGUCCCGGUGGCCAGAAGUCUCAGGUCCUUGAAGAUACAGCCAGCUCCGGAACUGGGAGGAAGCCGCAUGUGACACCCCAGGCUGAGGAGCAGAGCACCCAGACCAGACCCCCAGGCGCAAGCCCCAGGGCACUGGGGGACCGUCGUGGGGCAGGGACAGCCAGGGAGGCCUGGGUGCCUCCACUGGGCCAGGUGUAGCUGCCUCCAGGACCUUCUGAGGAGGAGCUUGGCGGGAUGAUUCUGACUGUCCAUCGACAUGCCUGGGCCCUGGUGGCCUGCUGGCUCUCCCGUGCUUCCACGAGAAUGUGCUUAUGUCGCCCAGGGAUCCUCAGACUGGGGGUCUGUCACCCAGACCUCUGUUAAAAUGGGGUGCCUGUAGAGCAAAAAUGCUAAAAUUUGUACACAGAGCGUGACAACUCCUCUGAAAAGCGCCUGGAAGGAGACACUGACGGUGGGGCUGUCCGGCAAGUUCACCGCUCCUGCAGUUUUCGCUUUACUGGCAUCUGUUGUUUCCAUCACACAAGGUCCUUUUUAAAACUAAAGCUUCAGUAAAAUAUAUUUAGAGAAUUUCAA